UGCAAAUUAUAAAAAGUCACGUUCAAUAGCUGUUUAUAUUAUUUACUGUCUGUUAUGUCAUUAAUUCUCUGAACGAAGACAGUAAAAUGGUGGUGGCAGUUAGCCCGUCUCGCCUGCUAUUUUGCGCUGUUCUUUGUAGCACAGUGCUGGUAUUCAACCGAAAGGCAGUGGAAGGCCAUCCACAAUGUUUGGAUUUUAGAGCGCCCUUUCAAGUAGCAUCAGGCCUUUCCUUCUGCCCUCAAAACUACUCAGACUACGGAUGCUGUUCACCUAAUCGUGAUCAGAGAAUUUCGAGCGAGUAUACCAAGUUAUCGUCACAGUUUUCACUGGAUAACAGACCAAAAUGCGCUAACUUAGUAAAAACGAUCCUUUGCCUCGAAUGCCAUCGGUAUGCAGCUCACAUUUAUGAAGCAGAGACGAAAGAGAAUUUUGACUCAGCAACAGCAGCGCCGGGUUUAUGCCUCGACUUCUGCAAGAAGUUUUACCAGGAAUGCAGUGAUGUUGCGAAGCAUUUUGUGUCUACCGGCAAAUGGAAGCUUAGAUCUUCAUCUAGUACUGUAAAUAUCACUGCGUCUCCGUCGGAAAUUUUAACCGAGCAAUCGUUAUGCGAUGGAUUGAAGCUUGAAGACGCUGACUAUUGUUUCCCACAUGUGGAAACCGUCGAUCAAAAUUAUCUUAGCAAAAAAUACAACUAUGAUUCGAACCAGCAGUGUUUGUGUGUGGAGGAGAUCGCGAGCGGAUUGCGCAAUCCUUUAGCUGCGGUACAUGCUGGAGAUGGCUCAGGAAGAUUGUUCAUCGCCGAACAACCGGGCUUGAUUCGCAUCAUUUCACCCGAGGGAAAAUUGUUAAAGCAGCCAUUUUUAGAUAUCACUGACCGCGUCCUAACAACGGGAUCGUUUGGUGAUGAGCGAGGUUUUUUGGGCAUCGCUUUCCAUCCAGAGUUUAAAAAGAAUAAUAGAUUUUUUGUGUAUUACUCAACUCGUUUACGCAGAAGAUCGGGGUUAAGGAAGAAGGCGCCUUUUCUGGCUUUCGAUCAUGUCACGGUGUUGAGUGAAUUCAAGGCUUCAGUUUACAAUCGUAACAGAGGACUUAAAAGAUCAGAGACUGUAAUCCUUGAAGUGGAUCAACCUGCAGAUAAUCACAAUGGCGGAAUGAUGUUUUUCGGAUCUGACGGGCUUCUGUACUUGACGCUCGGAGAUGGUGGGAGAGCCGGUGAUCCAUUUGGGAAAAUUGGAAAUGGUUUGAACAGGUCGACUAUCCUUGGAAGUGUUAUCCGUAUUGACAUUGACGCACGGGGAUAUCUCUACAAAAUUCCCUCGGAUAAUCCGUUCAUAGGUUCCCCAGGGAUUCGAUCAGAGUUGUACGCUUUUGGCGUUCGUAACAUGUGGCGAUGUUCGGUAGACAGGGGAGAUCGAAAGACCGGAGAAGGCAAAGGCAGGAUAUUCUGCGGAGACGUGGGUCAGAACAAGUACGAGGAAAUUGACAUCAUAGAAAACGGAGGAAAUUACGGAUGGCGAGGAUAUGAAGGAUUUGAAUGUUAUGACAAGGAUCUGUGUUAUGACAAUGAACUGCUACGUGAUGCCAUUCCACCAAUUUUUGCCUACAAUCACUCAGUCGGCAAAUCUGUUGUGGGAGGUUAUGUGUACCGCGGAUGUCAAAACCCAAAUUUGUAUGGCAAGUACAUAUUUGGAGACACAAUGACCUCCCGCAUGUUCACACUGACCGAAAACAAGACAACAGGACUUUGGGAAGAUAAAGAAAUUUGCUUUGGUGAUGGCAAGUACUGCACCAAUAAGCUUAGUGGGGAGUUUGAGCGCUACAUUUUGUCUUUUGGCGAAGACGAAGGAGGUGAGCUGUACAUUCUCUCUACAAGCCUUCCAAGUAGCACAGAAACUGGCGGCAAAGUUUACCGCCUAGUUGAUCCUGGCAGGAGGGGCGAUCCUACAGAGUGUCCCACCAAUCCAAAUGGUCCUUCCACAGCCAGCUGUAAGGAUUCUCACCGAAGCGCGCGUUUGUGUGAAAUGUACAAGUCUCGCAAUAUGUGUCACUUAUAUGAACGUUAUUUUAGGAGAAAAUGUAAGAAAACCUGUGGUUUUUGUUAGUUGUCAUUGGCUUAUUUGAUAUCUCGCCAAAGAAAACUAAGUUAAUGCACAGUCGCAAAAACUGAACGUUCUAUGUUUUGGGAGCCAGGAACUUAAAUAACUUUCAUGCUUCCUAAAAUGUCCAGUUGGUUCAGUUGCCUGUGUUUGUACUAUUUUCUCAGUUUUUUAUUACAGUUUACGCCUGAGUAAGGUAAUAAGAAGUAAGUUACUUAGCUGUACGAGUAGAUUCACCCAUCUGACUUGUUAUCGGUUCGCCCGAUUUUAGCCCAAAUAAGGCAACGUUCACGUUACGUCCCUAGGAAAAAGAUGACAGCGGUUCAUUUUUAUACCACAAUACCUUGCGAACCUUAAACAGGAAAGCCAUGUUUUUGCAAAGUUUCUGCCUUUCCUAUCGAGAUUUUGCAUAUAGUACUUGGUUUGAAGCUCUUAGAACUUUUAUGCAUGUUUUUAUGGUCGUUGUUAAAAAGAAUGAUUAAUAAAAAAGAUUAACAAUUUA
Orbicella faveolata is the source of this 2598-nucleotide messenger RNA. RefSeq names its product HHIP-like protein 2. Lineage: Eukaryota; Metazoa; Cnidaria; Anthozoa; Scleractinia; Merulinidae. The record is from RefSeq and is a predicted model, not a curated record.